Salvelinus namaycush (lake trout) is the source of this 987-nucleotide messenger RNA. Its product is annotated as cysteine and tyrosine-rich protein 1-like. Bases 315 to 785 code for a protein of 156 amino acids. The transcript has 4 exons. The record is from RefSeq and is a predicted model, not a curated record. Lineage: Eukaryota; Metazoa; Chordata; Actinopteri; Salmoniformes; Salmonidae.
GAAAAGGGAACAGAAGAAAACAACGAGGAAAGACUGAAGGAAACACUUUUAGAGAUACGAACACAUGAAAGAAGAAACGAAUGAGACUUUUCAUUCUGAUUUAAGCAUUUUUAUGACUGGAGCAAAGAUCCAUUAAUUUGCGUUCAUGGCUCUCUUCGAUGGAACUUUUUAGAGAACUCAAUUGAUUGCGCAUAUCAGCGAUGUUUCGGCGAGCGACUAUAUCCCAUAGUCUUCUUCGUGGGCGCAUAUUAAUGAAAAACACGGACGUUAUCGUUUGGGAAUAACUGUGCGCAACAUUUAGAACAAGUAGGCCUAUGUUAUCAGUCAAUAUGGACAGAACGGAGGCAGCGGGGUGGAAAUUCCUACGGGACUCUCUCCUACUUUGUGUUUUUGCCGGUCACAGUGAGGCCCAGUGUGAUGGCUGUGUGGAAUACUGCUGUGAAGGCUCUCCCCCUUUCUGCUGCUCCUACUACGCCUAUAUGGGAGAUGUCCUCUCGGGCACGGCGAUCUCGGGCAUCGUGUUUGGUGUGGUGUUUCUGAUGGGAGCGCUGGCGGCCUUCUUCCUGUGUGUGUGCAUGUGUGUGAAGAAUGGGCGCGGGGCCCGGGUGGACGUGUUCAACACCUCCUACAUCAACACUGUGUCCCAGGGCUACCCAGGACCCCCACCUCCCUACACCUAUGAGAUGUACCCUUCGGCCAUGCGCCCCCCUCCCUACACCCCCACCCCACCCAGGAUAGACAGCUACUCACCUCCCCCUCCGUAUCCGGGCUGUAACCGCAAAUGACUUGAAGACAAAAUGGAGAAUCCUGACCAGGCUACUUGCCCUUCUGAAGGAGCACAUCUUGGAUUAAGUUUAUGCAGUGUUCUAGCAGAGAAAGAUGAGACUAUAGGCAUUGCGUUUAGAACAUCUGGAUCACUUAAAAUGACUGCAUGUGGACUGGACCACUUUGACCGUUUCUUGUGUGUGUGAUUGGUUCAAUUGAACU